This is a messenger RNA of Exophiala viscosa, 1679 nucleotides long. Its product is annotated as cytosolic serine hydroxymethyltransferase. Bases 1 to 1446 code for a protein of 481 amino acids. Gene Ontology annotation, cellular component: cytoplasm. The record is from RefSeq and is a predicted model, not a curated record. Gene Ontology annotation, molecular function: serine binding; glycine hydroxymethyltransferase activity; pyridoxal phosphate binding. Gene Ontology annotation, biological process: folic acid metabolic process; L-serine catabolic process; tetrahydrofolate interconversion. The transcript has 4 exons. NCBI's taxonomy places the organism in Eukaryota, Fungi, Ascomycota, Eurotiomycetes, Chaetothyriales, Herpotrichiellaceae.
AUGGGGUCAAUGUCUACCUCCACCUAUGCACUCUCGGAGUCGCACAAGGAUAUGCUCGAGAAGACCUUGGUCGAGUCUGACCCUGAGAUUGCAGAGAUCAUGAAAAAAGAGAUCAAGCGACAACGCGAGUCCAUCAUUCUCAUCGCCUCCGAAAAUGUCACCUCCCGUGCCGUUUUCGAUGCCCUUGGGUCGCCCAUGUCGAACAAGUACUCAGAAGGAUAUCCUGGAGCAAGAUACUAUGGAGGAAAUCAACACAUCGACGCCGUCGAGCUUACAUGCCAAGCAAGAGCACUGAAGGCGUUCCACCUUGACUCUGAGAAAUGGGGCGUAAACGUGCAGUGUUUGAGUGGCAGUCCUGCCAACCUGCAGGUCUACCAGGCCCUCAUGCGACCGCACGACAGACUCAUGGGUCUGGAUCUACCUCACGGAGGACAUUUGAGCCAUGGAUAUCAAACACCGUCGAAGAAGAUCUCCGCCGUUUCCACCUACUUCGAGACAUUCCCUUAUCAAGUGGACCUCGAAACCGGCAUCAUCGACUAUGACCGGCUCGAGCAGAAUGCCCUGCUAUACAGACCCAAGUGCCUUGUGGCUGGAACCUCCGCGUACUGCCGCUUGAUCGACUAUGCCCGCAUGCGCCAGAUCGCCGACAAAGUGGGCGCAUACCUGAUCGUAGACAUGGCUCACAUUUCCGGCCUGAUCGCCGCCGGAGUCAUCCCUUCGCCCUUCGAGCACGCCGACGUCGUUACCACAACCACCCACAAAUCCCUCCGUGGCCCACGUGGCGCCAUGAUCUUCUUCCGCAAAGGUGUCCGCAGCACCAACGCGAAGACCGGCCAACAAGUGAUCUACGAUCUCGAAGGACCCAUCAACUUCUCCGUCUUCCCAGGCCACCAGGGCGGUCCACACAACCACACCAUCACCGCACUCGCGGUCGCCUUGAAGCAAGCUGCCACCCCCGAGUUCCGCGCUUACCAAGAACAAGUCGUCAAGAACGCCAAGGCCUUGGAAGUCGAGUUCAAAAAUCUGGGAUACAAGCUCGUGGCAGAUGGCACAGACUCACACAUGGUCCUGCUCGAUCUGCGCCCGCAGAGCCUCGAUGGUGCACGCGUUGAAGCUGUCCUUGAACAGAUCAAUAUCGCAUGUAACAAGAACAGUAUUCCCGGCGACAAGUCCGCCCUGACGCCCUGCGGUAUCCGUAUCGGCACACCUGCCAUGUCGUCCCGUGGGUUCGGAGAGGAAGACUCCAAGCGUGUGGCGCAAUACAUCGACCAGAGCAUCAAGCUCUGCAAGCAGGUUCAAGGAGGGUUGCCCAAAGAGGCCAACAAGCUGAAGGACUUCAAGGCCGCUGUUGCGGGCGAUGAUGUGCCAGAGAUCAUGAGGCUCAGACAAGAGAUUGCCGAUUGGGCCUCGACGUUCCCUCUGCCUGUCGGUGUGAGCGUCUCAUAAGUGAUAUCCAUCUUGGAGUGGUUUUGGCGUUCGCGGUGGCCCAAAUAGGUUUCAACGGCUCGAGCUUCGAUUGGGAACCGAGGAAAAGACGGCGGCGUAUGUGUAUCUUCAACGAUAUCCAUGGUGGAAAAAGUAUGUGACGCCUCAUCUUCGCCUGUGUAGUGCAAUCAAUAAACACUACAACUUUCUCGUCUCCACGUCAUGUUCGUUGCGUGAGCUUGCUGUAUUACGAA